CCAUGGGCUCAGCUCCGUUCUGGCAGCAUGGAGGUUCUCACGACCCAGCUUCUAUUCCAGGGCUCGUCCAGCUAUUUAAAGCGCACCAAGAGGGGAAAAGUGCUCUGAAAAUGCAGUUUCUGUGCACUAGACGCCGUGCCAAAUAUUCUGUCUCUUUCAUAGGCGGAUAGUGAGGGAUCCCACGGCUUGUCGGGUUUGUUUUUUUGCCCACUUUCAGCCAUAUGUGCUCGAAAGCUACAAGGCCCUAUUAGGGAUUUGAAAAGUCAUCUAGCGGGUGAGCGAGCAGAGCUAGCCCUCCGAACCAAAAAAAAGCAGGAUGCAGGCUGCUUUCUCAUCCAGAAAAACAGCGCCGGCCAAAAUAAAGAAAGCACUUCUGCAGCGAAAAGCCUGAAAUGGGAAGCAGCAGCCUGCCUCGCCUGGGGAGAAGGGAAGAAACAGAGGCAAACAUCCCGCCCGUGACCAACACGCAACCACACUACAGGAAGCAGUAGCCUCCGGUGAUAAAUAGGAGCCCCGGCAGCACAGGAUGCGCGUGGGGUGAGCUCGGCGGGCCGAGGGGAUGUGAGGCAGUGUCCGUCCAUCCGUCCAGCAGGCGGGAUGGCCGCGGCCCUGCUGCUGCCGCUGUGGCUGCUGCUGCUGGUGACGGCGGUGGCACAGGGUGAGGACGCCGAGGUGCUCUGCGCCGACACCGCCUGCUACACGCUGCACCGGGCCGAGCUGGGAUGGGGCGCUGCACAAGAGCGCUGCCAGCACGACGGCGGCAACCUGGCUCCAGCAAGCAGCCGGGCCGAGGCCGAGCGACUUGAGCAGCUGCUGACAGCCAGCGCGGCCGCCUCGGCGUGGAUCGGGCUGCGGCUGGAGCGCGGCCACUGCGUGCAGUCCCAGGAGCCGCUGAGGGGCUUCGCCUGGGCGGCCGGCGGGGAGCCCGGCAACUACUCAGCCUGGCUGGCCGAGCCCCACGUCACCUGCCUCAGCACCCGCUGCGUCGCACUGCGGCCCGCCGGCCCCCACGGGCCUCCAGGAUGGGUCGACCGGCCGUGCCGGGCCACGCUGCCCGCCUUCCUCUGCAAGUUCAGCUUCCGGGGGAUGUGCGGGCCCCUGCGGCUCGGGGGGCCCGGCCGGGUCAGCUACGAGACGCCCUUCAGGGUGCGCAGCCCAGCACUGGCAGCCGCCCCCUUUGGCACGCUGGCAGAGGUGGUGUGCGAGGGGGCUGCGAGCCCGGCCUUCUCCGUAUGCAAGGGGCAGCUGGAGGGGGACAGCUUUGCCUGGCAUCCUCCCGGGCCCCUCUGCCCCAACACCUGCACCUACAACAACGGGGGCUGCCAGCAGCUGUGCAUGGAGGCAUCUGGGCAGCCGUCAUACUGUACUUGCCAUCCUGGCUAUGUGCUGGGCCCUGACAUGGCCUCCUGUCUGCCCGAGGAUGCCUGCCACCCCAACCCCUGCCAGGGGACCUGCCAGCCCCGGCCCGGAGGCUUCGAGUGCAUCUGCGAGGCUGGCUACGUCCUGGCACCUGAUGGCCUCCACUGCGUGGAUGUGGAUGAGUGCCUGGAGGAGCCCUGCAAGCACGAGUGCCACAACACGGCCGGCAGCUUCUACUGCUCCUGCCAGCCCGGCUACCAGACAGCAGGGCCUGAUGGCCGCGACUGCCGCGAUGAGGAUGAGUGUGCCCGGCCCAAUGCCUGCCCCCAGCUCUGCCUCAACAUCCCCGGCUCCUUCCGCUGCACCUGCAAGGCCGGCUACCAGCAGCAGCCUGGCAGCGAUGCCUGCCUGGACGUGGACGAGUGCCUGCGAGACCCCUGUCUCGGGUCCUGCCACAAUUUCCCCGGCAGCUUCAAGUGCAUCUGCCCGCCUGGCUUCCUCCUGCAGGACGAUGGACACAGCUGCCUCGCUGCACCCACCACAGGAGAGCAGCUGGCAGGCACUGUGGGGACCACCACCAUCCUCCAGACCACCAGCACCGCGUGGACCGUGGGCACCCCCAGCCCUGCAGCCGUUCCUGGUGGGUUGACACCACCAGCCCCCACGGUGGUGGUGUCGGAGCACAGCCCCGAGCAUGGCGCUGAUGGCCCCCGGCUGCUCCUCUACUACAUCCUGGGCAGCCUGGUGGCCAUCCUGCUGCUGCUGGCCUUUGCCCUGGCCUUGGUGGCCUGCAGAAAGAGGGCGGCUAGGCAGGAAAAACCAAAAGCCAAAAGCGCGGCGGACAACUACUGCUGGGUGCCCGAGCAGCCCGAGAGCCGCAGCAGGGCAGGCAGUGAGCGCAGGCAGGGGCUGGCAAGCUUCGUCCAGCUGAGCGCAGAGGAACUCAAAAACCCCUCUGUCCUCUAUAAACUGAGCCAUGUGUCAACCAUUGUUUACAGAAGCUGCCGCCCCGGUCGGCGGCAUGACAGAGAUUCGCCGCGCCGGCCGCCCGCCAUGCGGCGGCUCCCGCUGCCGCUGCUGCUGGCCGGACUGGUGCUGGGGUUGGGGCUGGGACUCGGCGAGCCGGAGCCGCCCGUCCCGUCGGGGACGCAGUGCCUGGAGCACGACUGCUUCGCCGUCUUCUGGGAGCCGGGGCCCUUCGCGGCGGCCAGCGCGGCCUGCCAGCGGCACGGCGGCCACCUGAUGACCGUGCGCUCCACGGUAGCUGAGGAUGUGAUCGAGCUGCUGCUGCGGAACCGCGGCGGGCGGCUGUGGCUGGGGCUGCGGCUGCCCACCCAGUGCACAGAGCCGGCGCAGCGCCUGCGCGGCUUCCAGUGGGUGACCGGCGACACCCGCACCGACUACGACAACUGGGCGCCGUCGCGGCGGCGUUGCGGGCAGCUCUGCGUGGCGGUGUCCCGGGAGCUGAGCUGGGAGGAGCGGCGCUGCGAGGAGCCGGCCGACGGCUUCCUCUGCGAGUACAACUACCCCGACAGCUGCCCGCGCCUGCCGCUCGCCGACGGCGCGUCCCUCGCCUACCGCACCCCCUUCGGCGCCACCGGCGGUGACUUUCUGGCCCUGCCGCCCGGCUCCACCGCCGUCAUCUCGCCGAUGGGGCUCCAGCUGCUCUGCGAGGCCGCGGCCUCCGGCGGGAGAACGCGCUGGGGCCGUUCCGAGCCCGGAGCCUGGCCGUGCCUCCUGGCCAACGGCGGCUGCGAGGGAAGCUGCGAGGAGUUCGACGGGGCUCCGCGUUGCGUCUGCCCUGCCGGCAAGAAGCUCGGCCCCGACGGGCGCGACUGCCUGUCGCCGUGCGCCGGUGCUCCCUGCGAUCAGCACUGCGUGCCCGACGGGGAGGACUUCCACUGCAUGUGCACCGAGGGCUACGAGCUGGGCCCCGACGGCAGCAGCUGCCAGGACGUGGACGACUGCGUCAAGGUGCCAGAGGUGUGCGAGCAGGUCUGUCACAACACCGAGGGCGGCUUCGAGUGUCUCUGCCAUCGUGGCUACGAGAUGGUGGAGGGGCACUGCAUGCCCGUCCCCAACUGCAGCACGGGGCCCUGCGACCACAUCUGUGAGGACGUGCCCGGCAGUUACCGGUGCAGCUGUCACAGCGGCUACGUUGUCGACCCGAACAAUCCCACCCAGUGCGUGCGGCAAUGCGAGGACGGCAGAUGCCCGGCCGAGUGUGACUUCAGCAACCUCUCCUGUUUUUGUCCUGAAGGCUUUGUGACGGACCACCUGCCCGACGGUGUCACGCUCUGUGUUGACAUUGAUGAGUGUGAGAAUAAUUACUGCGAGCACAACUGCACCAACACGCUCGGCAGCUACGUGUGCCACUGCCAGCCCGGCUACGAAGCCUUUGACAUCAACCACUGCCGACCCAUCUCACAGGACGACAACGUGGAUGAGUACUCAGGAGAUUCUGACCCCUCCGUGCCGGUCCCCAGCCACGUCCCACCCAAAGCAGAGCACCUGCACCCUGGGGCACUGGUGGGCAUCACGAUGGGCGUGCUGUGCGCGGCGCUGGUGCUGCUGGCCAUCGGCUACCACGUGGCGAGGAAGCGCUGCCAUCCCCCCAGCUCGAUGGAGUACAAGUGUGGCAGCCCCCGCGAGAAAGAGAUGGGGCUCCAGCAGGUGUCUGCAAGCCAGAAAGUGUAGGGAGCCUGGCAGCGAGCAGGAGGUGGAUGGAACUGGAUGACGUUUGGUUGUAACCCCCUUGGUUUUGUAAGGAGAAAGCGAGGAAAGCAGCUCAUCGCAUCGACUUCUCGUGUUGCUCACCUUGCCUGUUGCAUACAGACCUCAGAUUGCCAGCAAUGCAGGGACCCCACGGAGCAUCACCUUGGUGGGGCUCAAGUGCUGAUUUCUCUCCCCUCCCACCACUUGGGAACUGUUUGGGGGUGACAUGGGUGUUCCAAGAGCACUGGGGUCAUUUGUAGGAAAGGCAUUUUCAGCGCUGGUGACACUGUGCCUUUUUUCCUCUUGUGUUCUUUCUUUUUUUUCCCUUUUUUAAUUUUUUUUUUUUUUUUUAUCCAGGGUGAGUUUAAUUUGUGUGGAAGUUGAAAGCAAAACUUCCUGGUGAUGUUUGUGAUGUUUGUGUUCCAGACCUUGCUGCUUGCUUUGCAGGUGUGGGCUGGAGGAUAAA
Molecule: messenger RNA, 4540 nt
Organism: Lagopus muta (rock ptarmigan)
Lineage: Eukaryota; Metazoa; Chordata; Aves; Galliformes; Phasianidae
Exons: 3
Coding region: 598-4056 (1152 amino acids)
Biological process (GO): cell migration
Cellular component (GO): external side of plasma membrane; membrane; extracellular matrix
Molecular function (GO): calcium ion binding; transmembrane signaling receptor activity; extracellular matrix binding
Source: RefSeq, a predicted model, not a curated record